GUGGUCAUAUGAGUAACCGUGUGUGCAUUUGUCGACACGAUCGGCCGGCCAUAAACUCUUCUCUUCACGAUGUCUUUGAAGAAAGUGACUGAUGGAGCAGGUGACACCUUGACGUUGCAGGAUGUGGAUGGUUUCCUCUUCUCCCCCGAUCUGCUGGCAGAUGUCAUCAAACGUCUCGGUCAGUUUCCCUUCCGGGAUGACGACAUUAUGGUGUGUUCGUACCCCAAGUCAGGUUGUCAUUGGGUGUGGGAGAUACUUCGCAUGCUACAGGAAGGAACUCUUGACGUGGCCGUACAAGAAAAAGAAGACCUGAUGAUGGAAUGGAAGACACCAGAGUUUAUGGACUAAUUCCCGUCGCCACGAGUUCUAAAUAACCACGUGUUGUUGAGACAACUAAAUCCAGAGCUCUUUGAGAAGAAGAUCAAGAUCAUUAUGGUCGUCCGCAACCCUAAAGACGUUGCUGUAUCUUUCUAUCAUCACCACAAAAAGCUC
Molecule: messenger RNA, 492 nt
Organism: Haliotis rubra (blacklip abalone)
Lineage: Eukaryota; Metazoa; Mollusca; Gastropoda; Lepetellida; Haliotidae
Product: sulfotransferase 1C2-like
Exons: 3
Coding region: 70-348 (92 amino acids)
Molecular function (GO): sulfotransferase activity
Source: RefSeq, a predicted model, not a curated record